Lolium perenne is the source of this 720-nucleotide messenger RNA. Lineage: Eukaryota; Viridiplantae; Streptophyta; Magnoliopsida; Poales; Poaceae. The record is from RefSeq and is a predicted model, not a curated record.
AUGAUCGCCGCGACGAUCGCCGUCGUGAUCGCCAACCCACUCCUUAUGUUGACACCACCUGUCAGAUCUGCACUAUUCAUGGGCAUCCCGCUCGUGAUUGUUGGUGGCGCUAUGAUGAUGACCGUGGCAAGAAGGAUGCAAAUUUUGCUGCACAUGGAGUGGACUCAAAUUGGUAUUAUGACACUGAAUUCUGCAGCUACAGGUGAAAAUUUUGUGCAAAAUGGUGCUCCUGAGCCUCCACAAUCCUCCUCUGAAAUCAGUCCAACACAUGAUGAUUCUGGCGCGGAUUCCGAAGAAGAUACAGGGGAACAUUCCCCUGGCAGACCUGCUGGCACUGAUCCCCAGGCGGAUUCUCCCGCCUCUGGGAGCCCGCGCCGGUCUGCGUCACCCGCAGCGGCCAGCCCCUGUGCUGCAGAGCAGCGCCCCGCAUCCCGCGCCAACCCGGCGUCGCCCCACACCAAUCCGCCGUCGCCACGCGUCGCGUCGCCUCCAGCAGCUCCCUCAGACCCCGACAGUCUCCAUGAUGACAGCGCUGGAUCAUCUGCGCCGACUGACUCUGUGUCUAGCGCUGCUGCUUCCUCCGCAGACUCCGAAUCUUCUGCGGCUGGUUCGUAUGUGGCCGUUACUGCUGCGCCACCACCGCCCAGCCCUCCUGGACCUCGUACUCGUCUCCAAAAAGGUAUUCGUAAUCCUAAGAAAUAUACUGAUGGUACUGUAUGA